Trichoderma atroviride IMI 206040 is the source of this 1137-nucleotide messenger RNA. RefSeq lists its product as uncharacterized. Gene Ontology annotation, cellular component: Prp19 complex; catalytic step 2 spliceosome; post-mRNA release spliceosomal complex. NCBI's taxonomy places the organism in Eukaryota, Fungi, Ascomycota, Sordariomycetes, Hypocreales, Hypocreaceae. The record is from RefSeq and is a predicted model, not a curated record.
AUGGAGCAUCUUCACUACCGCCUUGAGAUUCUCAAAUAUUCAAUUGAACCAAAGGUCGAUGAUGCACCCGAAGAACCCAAGCUUGAUACGGCAUCCAAAGCCAGCGACCGCAUGGCUAGAUUCAAAGCCCUCCAAGCUCGCGCCAAGAAAUCUUCAGAAACAAACUUCAAAGAAGCAAGCCUGGAAUCACAACGCCUCUCCACGAAUCCUAGCGAGCUCACUGCUCUGCAUCGCAGACACGCAAUCGCAUCCCACAAACUACUAAAGGCGGACACCGAGGAGGCUGGAGAGGAUUUUGAGCGCAAACGGGCCUGGGAUUGGACCGUGGACGAGAGCGAAAAGUGGGAUAAGCGCAUAAAGAAGAAGGCGGUGCACCGCGAUAACAACGCCUUCCAAGACUAUCACCACGAAGCCAACAAGUCGUACAAAAGGCAGCUUCGCAAUAUCAAUCCUGAUCUCGAGAAAUACGAGAAGCAGAAGAUGGCUGCCAUUGAAAAAGCUGCGGCUUCUGGCGGUCUAGACAUCGUCGAGACAGAAGACGGCGAGCUUAUCGCUGUGGAUAAAGACGGUUCCUUCUACUCAACAGCGGACUCGACAUCAUUUACUCAAAAUAAACCCGACAAGGAGGCUAUUGAUCGCCUAGUCAAGGAUCUUCAACGCGCAGAAGAUGUUCGUCUCAAGAAGAGAAAGGAGCGAAUGGCACAAAACGGCGAGGACGGAGAUGUCACGUACAUCAAUGAGAAGAAUAAGCAGUUCAACCAGAAACUAUCGCGUUUCUACAACAAAUAUACUGCUGAGAUCAGGGACAGCUUUGAGCGUGGAACAAUGAUAUAAGAUAUUAAUCAGUUACUUUCAAGAGGGAAACGGGCAAGGUUAUUGAGAUAUAUGAGGAGCGUUUGUUUGUUUUGGAAAUUAACUUGCACACAUAGAUACAGCGUUUUGCUUUUAAUCAUACAUCAAUCUUAAUUCAUAGCAUCGUCUUCCUCCACCCCUUGGACGCGAGCUCUUCGAUCCGCUCAAGCUCCACGGGACCCUUGAUUGUCUCAUCCGCAAGUGCCUCGACCACAGCCUCUGCAACUGUAUCAACUUGAAGAGGUUUCGUUCCUGCUGCCCCCAUGAAAUUUUUCAAGACGUUGC